This is a messenger RNA of Atta colombica, 2956 nucleotides long. Its product is annotated as transmembrane protein 245. Lineage: Eukaryota; Metazoa; Arthropoda; Insecta; Hymenoptera; Formicidae. Gene Ontology annotation, cellular component: membrane. The coding region runs from base 250 to 2931 and encodes 893 amino acids. The transcript has 8 exons. The record is from RefSeq and is a predicted model, not a curated record. Gene Ontology annotation, molecular function: ATP binding.
CUCUUGUGUCACAGUAUGUAUUGUGGCUGUGUUCCAAAUUUACUGCCAACAGUGAUGAAAAUACAGUUUACGUUUCGUGCAUUAUAGAUUUUCACUCGGAUUUCAGUACAGGCAGUUAAUUUUGGAUGGAACAUAGCCUAAGAAGAUGAAGCGUGAUGACGCAUCGAGAAGGCUUGAAGAGUGCUCGAGCAGUUCGAAUCAAGUUAUUGUCAAUAUUAUAUAGUUAAUCAACUGAUCCACUAUAUAACGAUGGAGAACAUUCGUUCACCAAUGGAUAAUCUCUUCAACAUGCUGUCAGGCUUCAGCGCAGGCCAAGAAAAAGCCCUAAAACAAGGAAUUUAUAACGCUGUUGCACUUUUCUUCCUGUGUCUCGUCUCGGUAGCCGGUUACGGUCUCUACAUUAUAUUGAGACCUUUUGUUAAACCUUUAAUCUGGGCAUUACUGUGCGGUUCUGUUCUCUUCCCAUUUAAGUGUUUGCUGGUUACAGCGGUGCAAUCUUGGUUCACCAAAGUGGAGGCAUCACGUACCUUACUAAUCGUCAAUGUCAGCUUAUUGCCGGUACAUAUAUUUGACAAUGUCUCUGAGAGAGUGGGUUCAUUUUUAUGGAUGCACAUGAAAUAUAUCGUUUGGACAGUAUUACUAGCGUUGGUGGCUGUAGGCUUAUAUCAUUUCACUCCUAAUGUAAUAAUGUGUCUCGCCUGGAGAAUGUUUCAGACAUUUAGCAUUAUUUCUGGAUUCUUCAUUCUGGCAUGCAACAUCUUUACGGUUUCUACCAUACUCGUCGGUUACUUCGUGAUUCUGUAUAUCUAUUGGACACCGUCAAAUUCGGCUCAUUUUCGUUACAUGUCCUUUAUGAUAUGGUUCAUCAUCAGCAUGUAUCUAUCGAGUAUAGCGGGUUCUUAUCAGGUCUUAGUCUUCACUGCUCUACAAAUUCUAUGCAUAAUAGGAUUUAUUUACGAAGCGAUACUCGUUAUGGAUGCUCAUGAGCUGAAUGGUAGACAUUUGACAUUCUCGCAAGCAGCCCGUUUUGCUUUAACAAACGAAUUAUUGCCGAGCCAGCAAGAAGAUAAAUCAACUUCACUCGAGGACGAGCAGACAAAAAAUUGUAUUCCGGAAGGCGAAAGCGCGGAUACGCCGAUUUGCUCUCAAGAAGAAGUAGGAAAAUCGACAUUUGCUGAUGCAACAGGUAUUGAGAGAAUACGUAGCACGUCGAGACGUGGAGUAAAGUCAUUGUCUUUGGAUACGGAUGCUGGUUUAUCCGCCGUAAUGGGUGUGACAACACGUACACCUGCGUAUAACAUACAUUAUAUAACUCGUGCGACAUUACGCGAUCGUUAUCUGCUGGGCAAAAUAAGAGCCGAAUUACGAACGUCUCUAGAUAUGCAAGAUGAUGAGGUUGAUACUGACAAAUAUAUGUAUGGGGCACUAUAUGCAUGUGCUGGCAUGCUUCUCUGGAAACACAGAUGGAUCGCACACAUUCUGGUGAUCCCGUUGGUAUAUUAUAUCGUUAAACAGUUGGGUAGCUAUUUCGGUUUUUGGAACAUGAUACUCGGGCAUUGCAAUUCAAUGAUAGAAAUACUCAAGUCGUGGUGCAUGGAUCGACAUCAAGCACUCAUACCCUCCAAUAUCAGAGGUCUCUAUAAAAUAAGCGUUAUCGUGGAUGAGAAACUAAGAAAUAUUCUGAAAAACUCCGUCAAUGCGGUAGCGACUACAUCUGUAAUACUUGGCUUGAUUGUUUUCGUUACUUGCGCAUCUAUUUUUAUUAUGAUACAGAUCUAUGCAGAAGGCUUGCAUCUUGUUCAAGUAACAGGUGAAAUAUUGAAUUCCACUUUGAUGAGCAAUCCUGAUAUCGAUUGGGUUCCAGAAAAAUGGGAAGAGUCCGUUAACAGUGUUUUAGAUAACAUUUACACAUAUGGACGAAGUGCUAUAUCGGACGGCAUUCGGAGUCUCGUAAAAGAUCUCGAACCGACGAAGGCAGAACAAAUGGAGAAGAAAGUCUUGGAGCUUUGGGAUCGUCUCUAUCAAGCAUGGAUGAUGUCAAAUAUGGAUCCGAAUCUCGUGGGUCCUACCGUAGAUGCUAUGUCUGCGUAUUCCGCUUGGGAAAGCUUCAAAGAUAGCAUUGGAAAAACACCUAUACAUUUGUUCAAUAUGACUAGUAUACAGAAUUUUGCCAAAGAAAAUAUUGGCAUUCUUACAUCAGUGUUUGAUUCUGUUUGGAGCAUUGUUAAAGGCAAUAUAUCUGUAAUACUAACAAUUUUUACGGAGUUAUUUUAUAUUGUACUCAUGAGUGGAUCAGCUGUACUUAAUUUUGUACUCAGCACGGUUGUAUUCUUUACAACUUUAUUUUACUUGCUCAGUUCCAGCGAUAAAACUUAUAAACCCAUCGAACUGACAACAAUGUUUAGUCCUAUUAGUUGUCACAGAUUUGCUAUGUCAUUACAAGAAGCAGUGAUUGGAGUAUUCGCGGCUACUUUUAAACUCGCAUCCUUCUUCGGCAUGUGGACAUGGUUCAUACAUAAUUUGUUUCAAGUGAAGAUUGUCUAUUUACCAUCGGCCCUUGCAACUAUGUUAGGGGCAGUUCCUUUUUUGGAUGCGUACUUUGCCUGCAUUCCGGCUACCAUAGAACUUUGGUUCACUCGUGGAUCAAUGAUCGCUAUCUCAUUUUUUCUCUUCCAUUUCCUUCCGUGUAACAUAGUAGUGACGGAGUUUUAUAAAGAGAUUAAAGGUGGUGGGCAUCCUUAUCUAACAGGUUUAUCGAUAGCGGGUGGAAUCUUUUGUUUAGGUGUAGAAGGAGCAAUUUUUGGCCCUUUGCUCUUGUGUUGUAUCAUGGUUGUCAUCAAUUUAAGUCGACGUUACCUAAACUCACCUGAGGAAGAGGAGGAGGUCGUACUACCGGCAUAUGAAAGAACAUCACAAUAUAAGUCAAAAUAAAUAACAUUACGAUUUUAACAAAUAA